This is a messenger RNA of Symbiodinium natans, 1383 nucleotides long. Lineage: Eukaryota; Dinophyceae; Suessiales; Symbiodiniaceae. The record is from the annotation of a GenBank genome assembly.
AUGCCUGUCUUAUCUCAUGGCUCGCUGUUAACCUUCCUGAUAGAGCACGUUGCUGCCAGGUCCUUCUACCACUCGGCAACUCUGCCUCUUGCACUGCUUACGGGAGCUUUGGCCCUUUGCACCCUUCCCAGCUGGGGCGCGUGGCCCAAGGGCUUCUCGCGCUUCGUGGUGAUCUACCUCAGUGCCUGGACGCUUUGCGUGGCUUCGGAUUGGCUGCAAGGACCGUAUGUCUAUGCACUCUAUGAGGCCUAUGGCUUCAGCCCCCACCAGAUUGCGCAGCUUUUUCUGGCUGGCUUUGGAGCUGCGAUGUUCUGCAGCAGCUUCGUUGGUGGACUAGCUGAUCGCUAUGGCCGCAAGCGCGGCUGCAUUGCAUACUGCUUGCUGUGCAUUGUGUCCUGUGCUACGAAGCACUGGAAGAGCUACUGGAUCCUCAUGGUCGGACGAAUCACCGGAGGCUUCGCUCAGUCUUUGCUCUUCUCCUGCUUCGAGUGCUGGAUGGUCUCGGAGCACGAGGUGCGCAACCAAUUCUGCUCCAGCCUCCUUCCCAGCAUGUUUGGAAUGAAGUUCAGCCUCAUGUACCUGGUGGCGAUCUGCUCGGGCUUCGUGGCGCAGUGCGGCGCGGACUCCGCCAGGUUUGCACCCCUAAGCGAGGAUUCCUUGUUCCAUCUUGGAGGCAACCUGGUUCCUUUUGACAUGGCCGCCUGUGUUCUCGUGGUUGCCCUGGUGAUCAUCAGCAUGCUCUGGGAGGAGAAUUUCGGGCACACGGCACAAGUUGAGGGGGUGCCCCUCUGGGAGGGCCUCAUCAGCAUUUGUCGUAGCAAGCCGCUGCUGAAACUGGGUGUGGCGACUGCCUGCUUCGAAAGUGCCAUGUACUCCUUCGUCUUUAACUGGACGCCAGCAUUGGAGUCUGAAGAUGAGAUGCCUCCCCAUGGCGUCGCCUUCGCUUUGAUGAUGAUGGCGUGCAUGUGUGGCGCCUCCGUUUCGACCCUGAUCUCCGACAGGGUCUCUGCGCUUCGACGGCUGCAGCUCGUUGCUGCCAUGGGAUUUGGAGCCUUCGCCGUGGCUGUUGCAGCCCUAAGGCGAGGAGGAGGCCACGUCUGCUUCUGCAGCUUCCUCCUCUUCGAGUUCUGUGUGGGCAUCUACUUCCCGGCAGCAGGCACUUUGAAGAGCAAGUUGGUUCCAGAGCGGAUCCGGGUCACCGUGUACAACAUGUACAGGGUGCCAAUGAACGCUGCGGUGGUCAGCCUGCUCCUCACGAACUUGAGCACGAGCCUUUGCUUCAGGGUUUGCUGCGCUCUCAUGGGCAUCCUCUUCUUGGCAACGCUUGGUCUCCUCCCCGACGACCCAGAGUCGGUGCCGGAAGACUCCGGCAAGGCGAAGUGA